Messenger RNA from Sinocyclocheilus rhinocerous, 2062 nucleotides. RefSeq names its product heterogeneous nuclear ribonucleoprotein D0-like. Gene Ontology annotation, biological process: regulation of gene expression. Gene Ontology annotation, cellular component: nucleoplasm; chromatin. The record is from RefSeq and is a predicted model, not a curated record. Gene Ontology annotation, molecular function: RNA binding. The transcript is spliced from 7 exons. Lineage: Eukaryota; Metazoa; Chordata; Actinopteri; Cypriniformes; Cyprinidae.
AGUGACGUCAUGACGCUCUGCUUCCGUUGCGACGCCAUUUUGUGAAUGGACGCCGUUGCCAUCGACAUUCUGAAAGCAGACUGAAACAAACGCGAUCCCGAGCCUAAUUCAGCACGGUUUAGGUCCAGUCCGGUCGAGUUUUAACCUACGACGCUUUCCUCAGGAAAGACGACGCGAACAGCCCGUGUUUUCGCCGAGAAUUGAUCAAAGAUGUCGGAGGAGCAGCUUGUGGGCGAGAAGGCGCUGAUGAAGAUGGAGGAGACUGAUGGAGAGGAGGAGAUCCCGGGCGCUGAGGACGGCGGACAGAGAAAGGCGGAGGGCUCCAAGAUAGACGCCAGUAAAAACGAGGAGGACGAGGGGAAAAUGUUCGUCGGAGGCUUGAGCUGGGACACAACAAAGAAAGACCUGAAAGAUUACUUCAGUAAAUUUGGAGAGGUGGUGGACUGCACCUUGAAACUGGAUCCUCUGACGGGCCGGUCCAGGGGCUUUGGGUUUGUUCUGUUUAAAGAUGCUGAGAGUGUGGAAAAGGUGAUCUCACAGAAGGAGCACAAACUGAAUGGAAAAGCGAUCGACCCUAAGAAAGCGAAGGCCAUGAAGUCCAAAGAGCCGGUGAAGAAGAUAUUUGUAGGAGGUCUUUCCCCAGAUACUCCAGAGGAGAAGAUCAGAGAGUACUUUGACGCCUGCGGAGAGGUAGUGGACAAUUGAUAGACGUUUGUAAUUUGUGACCCUGGAGCACAAAACCAAUAUUAUAAAAGACGAGGUUUUUGUUUUAUAACAUUUAAAGAGGAGGAACCUGUAAAGAAAAUUAUGGAGAAGAAGUACCACAACAUCGGUUUAAGCAAGUGCGAGGUCAAGGUGGCCAUGUCCAAGGAGCAGUACCAGCAGCAGCAGCAGCAGUGGGGCGCAAGAGGAGGAUACGUCAGCAGAGCCAGAGGGAGAGGAGGUCCCAAUCAGAACUGGAACCAGGGAUACGGAAAUUACUGGAAUCAAGGUUAUGGAAAUUACGGGAACUAUGGCUACAACAAUCAAGGCUAUGGUGGAUACGGGGGCUAUGAUUACUCGGGUUACAACAACUACUACGGAUAUGGUGACUACAGCAAUCAGCAGAGCGGCUACAGCAAAUCCCCGAGGCGAGGCGGCCAUCAAAACAGUUACAAGCCGUAUUAACGGGAAACGUGCAGGUAUGUUGGCGCGUUGCUCACGCCGACGCGUCUCUAAAUCACCAUUUGAUCUUAUUGUAAUGUACGUUGCUUAAUUUUUGUUUUUCUCUAAAGUUUCACAGCACCCUGAAGUGCUUUACAGUAGUGGUAACAUAGAGACUUUUGGCAGUAAUGUAACAGCUGGCUUUUGGCUGUUUCUUGCCGUUUUGUUUUUAACUGUAAAAAUUAACAGGUACAGUACUGCUAAAUGGGUACCAGAAAAUAAGGAAUUACAAGGAAAGAAAGCCGAAGAAUGUUGUCUCCUAACUCUGACAUAUACCUUGUUUGUACCUGCCAGCGGGGACUUCCUUGCAGGCCAUGAGCUGACUUCCCGAUUGUCUCAGGCCCGCUCAAUGCGGACAGGGUACGAGAGGCGUACGCUCUCGAAUGCUCCCAUUUGGUAUGGUCUUCCAACAUCCUGUAUACGAAUUGUAAAAACUACUACAGCAACAAAAACAUAAAAAGGACACGUCAAGCUUUUAUCUUCUGUUUUGUUCUGUGUGUAUUUUUUAUUUCCUCUUAAAACCUCUUGGGAUUGGUCUUAUGUAAUAAUAUAUUAUAAUGUAAUGCCAUUUUUUCCAGGCGCCAUCAAGUAAUGGUAAAAUAUGAGACGAGAGCCGGAAUUAAAAUUAACCGUUCACUUUUUGAAGGAUACGGCUUUCUCUGGACUUUCCAGUGUUAAUAUGCACUUCUAAUCUAAUCUUACCUGUAAUGCUUGCUUUUCUUUACUUGUAGCUCGUGUAGCUGUAAUAUCCUGUAGUCCAUGAGCUAAAAGCCGGUUUGUACUUGGAUGCCGCUGCGCUGGAGAAGUGCUUUUUUAUAUUUGUAUUGUGUGAUUUUCUACUGACAGCGGUGGAAAAAGC